CUCGGGCUUGGGGUGCACUUGGCGUUGGAGUCCGUCCGGCGUUCCCCCUUGGUCUUCCUCCCCACCCCCAAAUCCUGUCCCACCGACCGGAGUCGCCGCCGAGAUGACUGGCCUCCAUGACAAGCGCGCCACCAGCGAGUCCCGGAGAUCCAAGCGCCCUGAGCGGUCCAGGCCGGAGGCGAAGGUGGCGGAGCCUCCGGCACGCCGGGCCAAGCGCGCCGAGGGCCAUGUUCCUCUGCGCAAGCGCGAGUCUGCGAGGGUCGGGCGACCACCCCACCCCCUGGACUCGGAGGAUGUGACUGCGGAGCCUCGUCCAGCACGCCGCGACGAGCGAUCAUCCUCACCCCUUUGCGGCGAUGGGGGCACGGAGGAAAUCACCAUGGCUCCUCCACCGCCAAGCGCGAGGACUCCCCUGACUCGCCUCGCACCGCCUACGUGCUCCGCAACCGCCGAGUCCCGGAUGCCGGCGACCCCAAGCCCACCCCCCCUCCGUGCUUCGACAAAAGGGAAAUUAAGCUGGAUCAGCCACGCUUAUCCAAGAGGCAACUUAAGCGAGCUGAACUUUGGAAUGCCCCAGCAUGUGCGCGCAAGGGUUUGGAACGCUACAACGGCAUGAAUCAGGGGGAUGAGUAUGAGCUGGUUGAAGCAGUGGGCGUCAAAAGCUUUUGCUACUGUGGUCCGUGGCUGCAUGCAAAUUUUCUUGCUAGGCAUAAAGGUGCCAGUAGCUGUGAUGAUCUUGUUCCCAAGCACUUCUUUGCUGAGCUGAGGAUCGAUGCAGAUGGUCUGUCGUGUGUUUCAUGCUUCAAGUUCGACUCAGUUGACUGGAAGAACUUUGGCGGAUGUGGAGUUUGCCCGGCAACAUUUGUCCAUCCCGCUGGUGGUGGGUACAUUGGUGCACUGCCUGAACGACGUCUUCAGCCUGCUCCCACUGGUCUACAAAUAUCGUUUAGCUUUUGAGUUUAUGGUAGUAGAAUGAUUUUCUAGUUUAUGCAAGUUAGUUGUUAAAUCAGAUAGUGAAGUCUGAAACUCGACUUUGAUGAGUCAGCUAGUGAAGGCUGAGAUAGCACUUUGAUGUUUACUCUGCCAACAAGUUCAGACUGGUAGAAGGGCAGAGCAGGGUGGAGCUGCAAAGGAGAAAGAGAUCAACUCGAAGGUCAUGGAGAAAGCCAAUAUCAUGAAGUCUGAGCUCCAGAUGAUCGAAGAGAUAAUGCUUACGAACGGCUGCAGGAGGUUGAGCAUGUCAGCAUGUACCGUAGGAUGACUAUCAGAGAUGUGUCCCAAGGAGAUGAGCCCAAACCCUUAAAAACUGGGAAUUCAGAGCUUGUUCCCCCUAAGUAGACUGCUUGUUUUAGUCCUUUGUUGGUUAGUUGUCGCCGAUCGACCACCUAUGUCGUGACGACGAUGCAUUUCAUUGUCUAUAAUGCAUUCUAUAGUCUAUGUGAAUCAUUAGCUAUUCUGGUUUUGCAAUGCCUGACGAUGUAACGAUGUAGCAUUAGAGAAUUGUGGGAUAACCCCGUUGGUAGGGUCGCAUUGGCGUCUGAAGAAUAACUGACAGCACAUUGAACUAGUGUGUACGAUUUUUUUUUUGUAAGAAUAGCA
Molecule: messenger RNA, 1599 nt
Organism: Triticum urartu
Lineage: Eukaryota; Viridiplantae; Streptophyta; Magnoliopsida; Poales; Poaceae
Source: RefSeq, a predicted model, not a curated record